AUGGCCAAAAAGAAAGCAAAGGCCAACUCGCAUAGCGACAGACGGGGUGCCGCACCAAAUACGGCCCAAGAUUCACCUGCGUCGCUUGCGCAAAAGCCCCAGAAGAGCAAAGACACGGAGGAUCCAGGAGGGCCUCCGUCAUUACUGAUCUGUCGCAACAAACACUGGAGAUACAUCUCGGCCUACCAGGGACAUUGGCUGAGCUGCCCCUUGGAUGAACUCGAAAGUCUGGCAUACAUCAACUACAAUGCACCUCGACCGACGCCUAUCCUUCCGUCCAUGUUCUUCGACAUCCUCAAGAUUCGCACGCUCAUCGACGACGCCACAAGUCUCGCCGUACGAGCUGCCAGUGGUACUGCCUCUUCUUCCGUGCAAACCUCCUCCCAGAGAGGCACCGUAGUAGAAUCGCUCGGUCUGGGGCCGGUGAAGGGUGGAAAUGCAAAACCGAGUCGAGAACGCAGACAUCGCAUGCGGGAACAUGCUACACAAAAGUUGGCCGCGGCCUAUCGUCUGGACGAGGUUGCCUCCAGCGUGGCCGUGAUGCAGGGAGCAUCAGCGCUGGAGGACGUUGCAAAACAUGUCUUGCAAAGGAACGAGAAAGACCCCGACGCCCAAUAUGUCCACUUCUUCCACGAAAAGAUCCCGUCCAUGUCGAUUUAUCAUAACACGAGUCUUGCGCCAUUGGAUGAUGUCCUACGACAUAUGCCAACAGAGGCCUCGACAUAUAGAACCAGAGCUGAAGCCCAGAUGUUUAAACAAAACACCGAGGAAUCCAUAAGAGAAUGUACGGAUGGGUUGUCGGCGUUUCGAUUAUACCACUCACAACACCAGAAGCUCUCCAAAGAAAAAGUGGUUCCCGCCAAAGACACCACGAGGCCGGAUGGGGACCACAAGUCUUCUGACCGGUUGGAGGAUGAGAACCAACCUAGCAGUCUAGAACUUCAGCUUCUCUUCCUCCGUGGCGAUCGUUACCUGUCAUUGGCCUGUAGCAAUGCCACCUGGGCUUUCUUCUACGGUGACGAAAAAUACGAGGAAGACGUGAGAGAAGAUCCAGAAGCCGUAGUAAAAUCUCAGCAAGAGGCGGCCAAAUUCCGUGAAGAGGUACGGAAACACGUUCGUCCAUAUGCCAAGAGAGCUUUGCGAGACUUCAUGUCGUUCCUGUCACACCUGGAAUAUACGCCUGGGAUGAAAGUAGCGGAGCUGAAAGCCUUUGUCAAGGCACAACACCCAUCGUAUUUCGGCGAGACUAAGCAGGCACGCAGAGAAAAAGUUAUCGAAAUCUGCGCUCAGGCUGGCGCAGGCAUUUUCUAUAAUACACACGGAAAAUCGCACCGAGAUCGACAAAAGGACUCACCUACUCCAAAGCUCCCUCAAAGGUCAGUUUAUACGCUGAACACACUCUUCACCGCAGUACCUCCAGCGGACUUGCCAUCAUAUCCUCCCGAAGCCACUCCAGAGCAUGAGAAUGAAGACUUGUCGAUGCCCAUCUUCAGCGAAGCCGUCAGCUAUCAUCCUCUGCUCGCCGAAGUAGUUCACUCCCUUUUACUUUGUCAUUGCUUGAUGCAGACGUCGACCAAGGAACUAGCCCGCCAUGCAUAUAUGGCAGCACGAAUCGAGAGGAUCUGUGAUGGAUACCCCAUAUUCUCACCUUCUCGAUCUCCCGCCAGGGCUGACUGGGUCGAGAUCCUCCGUCGAUCGAAGAAUUGGCUCCAACUGAGUAAUACUUGGCAGACUCUAUGUACUCCCAACGCGCACGUCGACUCUCCCGUCGUUCUGAACCAGACUGAAUACGCCACUCUGCAGGAAGCUACAGACCCGCAGGCACAAAAGGAAGUUACGAAUCAUGAUGGAGCAAUGGGAACAAACCAAGCCAUCGGCGAGGAGACCCGAGACCCCAAGCUGCUGGCUCAGGGAAGUGAAGCUCUGCAGGAGGAGGAAGGAGCUUCUAAGAGAAAAGCUGGAAGUGGAAAAUCUACCGGCAACCAUACUAGUGGCCUUAUAGAUGCCUACGAUGGAGGCGCAAGUUGGAAGUUGCCGCAGCGUUCCAGUCGGGACAGUCCGCUUGGCUUCGUACCUGACCGAGCCGAAAGUAUUGUCCGAUGGAUAAUGCAUGCGCCCCCACCGAGUGCUAUUGACGGGCCAAAAAGGAGAUCAGGGGCGAAGGCGAGGUCGAAGAAGAAGAACAAGGAUACGGGUCUCGACGAAGAGCUGAGCGAUCUUGAUUUAUCUGAUGGAGGCGUAUCGUUGGGGGAACAAGGAUUAGCGUGA
Molecule: messenger RNA, 2268 nt
Organism: Exophiala oligosperma
Lineage: Eukaryota; Fungi; Ascomycota; Eurotiomycetes; Chaetothyriales; Herpotrichiellaceae
Exons: 2
Coding region: 1-2268 (755 amino acids)
Source: RefSeq, a predicted model, not a curated record